AUGGACGAAGCGGACUCGCUGGACGGCGGAGCGGCGGAACCGAGCUCGGAGCCCCUGUUGGCGGCGGCCGGCGCGUGUCAGCAGCAAGGAUGGAUGCGCGUUCACGAGGUCAAGGGUCCAGCGGCGCACCAUCUUUCUUGUGGCCAGAGUCCAUAUUUGGACGCGGGCAUGUGGGAGAAGAAGUUUUGCGUGUUGACUGACAGCCAGCUGCUGCUUUUCAGCAACCACCAACAGAAUCCGCCGGAGAACUCGCCAGACCGCGCCCGCAACCUCCGCAGGACCGUCAGCGUCCCCUCGGAGGGGCACUUCCAGGACUGUCCAUCAAACGGUGCACUCAUGUUAGAAUCGCCGUCCGAGCCAUCUCCCAGGAGGCGGAGCAUCCCGGGCCUGGCCAAUUCGGACAAAAGCGUCACCGUGGACGUGCCCUCCUCCUCGCCUUUCCGAGUGCCUGGCUUUUUCAGCAAGCGUCUAAAAGGUUCCUUUAAGAGGUCCAAAAGUCAAAGCAAACUGGAUCGAAACAGCAGCUUCAGACUUCCGCUAUUGAGAGCCGCUGAUGUCAACAGAUCUGGUGGACUCCCUCAGCUGAAGGAGUCCACGUCACGCGAAUCUUUGCCGAGUCCCAGCGGCGCUCCGGAGGUGGUGGAGCUCGAUGAGGAUGACGGCGUCACAGUUAGGCCUCUGCACGCCAGCGUUCUGGGUCGGGACUUCUGCUUUGAGGUGACCUCCUCGGGCGGCACCAGGUGCUUCAGCUGCUCGUCGGCAUCGGAGCGAGACAAGUGGAUGGAGAACCUGAGGAGGAGUGCGCAGCCUGACAAGGACAAUCGGCGCAGGACGGAACAUUUACUUAGACUGUGGAUCAUCGAGGCCAAAGACCUGCCCCCCAAGAAGAAGUACUUCUGCGAGCUGUGCCUGGACGACGUGCUGUAUGCACGUACCGGCGCCAAGACCCGGCGGGAACGGGAUGGCCCCUUCUGGGGCGAGUACUUGGCCUUGGCCGACUUCCCCGCUGCACGCAGCCUCACUGUGCACGUCUACCGAGACGCAGACAAGAAGAAAAAGGACAAGAACAACUACGUGGGCUUGGUCAACAUCCCCGUGGCCGUCGUGACGGGACGACACUUUGUGGAAAAGUGGUACCCGCUGAGCACGCCGGCCGGCGCCAAGGCAAAAGGUGGCGGGCCGUCCCUGCGCCUGAAGCUGCGUUUCCAGAGCGUAACCGUGCUGCCAAUGGAGCGCUACAAAGAGUUCGCCGAGUACGUCACCACCGCUUACGGGACGCUUUGCUCAGCCUUGGAACCCGUCAUCAGCGUCAAGAACAAGGAGGACAUGGCCGCCGCCCUGGUGCGCAUCCUGCACGCCACCGGGAGAGCCAAAGAUUUCUUGAGCGACACAGUGAUGUCGGAGGUGGAGCGCUGCGGUGAGCAUGACGUGCUGAUUUUCCGGGAGAACACGCUGGCCACCAAAUCCAUCGAGGAGUACCUCAAACUGGUUGGGCAGCAGUAUCUGCAAGAGGCGCUCGGCGAGUUCAUCAAAGCCUUGUACGAGUCUGACGAGAACUGCGAGGUGGAUCCCAACCGUUGCGCAGGUGCCGAGCUGGCCGAACAUCAAAGCAACUUGAAGAUGUGCUGCGAGUUGGCAUUCUGCAAGAUCAUCAACUCCUAUUGCAUGUUCCCCCGCGAGCUGAAGGAGGUGUUUUGGGCGUGGAAACAACGCUGCGAAGUGGGUGGUCAACCGGCGGGCAUUGGCCAGCGUUUGAUCGGAGCCUCGCUCUUCCUGAGAUUCCUGUGUCCCGCCAUCAUGUCGCCGUCACUCUUCCAGCUGACGCGGGAAUACCCCGACGAGCGCACGUCCAGGACGCUCACGCUCAUCGCCAAGGUCAUCCAGAACCUGGCCAAUUUCACCAAGUUUGGCGACAAGGAGGAGUACAUGGCCUUCAUGAACGACUUCCUGGAACGCGAGGGGUCAGGGAUGAGGCGCUUUCUGUCGGAAAUCUCUGACCCGGAAUGUCCGUCCGGCGCACCGGGAUUCGAUGGCUACGUGGACCUCGGGAGAGAGUUGGCACUGCUGCACGCACUUUUGGCGGACGUCGUCGCUCAGCUUGACAUGGCCACGCGAGCCAAGCUUGGCCCACUGCCGAGGAUUCUGGGUGAUAUUUCACGCGGCCUGGCAGGCCCCGACGCCCGGCCGCGUCGCCUCGCCGACGACAUCAGUGCCAGCCUGUCGUCCGGUCUGCACAGAAUCUUUGACGAGUCCGCUGACGGAGGGGUGCGCCCCCCAUCGCCCUGCCAGCCUUCCUCAGUUGGCAUGCCGGCGUGUGGGCGAAGCGUCUCCUUGGUGGACCUUCAGGACCCCGCCCGGAGCCCACCAACAGAUUCCCGGGUACCUGCUGGACCCGCUCGAGUGCCGUUCGGAGAGGCCCAGCCUCAGAGCGCCCCACAGGUUCGUCGCCCGCUCGCCCCGCCCGUCGAGCGUCAAAACGGACCGCAGCCGCUUUCCUUCCGCAAUCCCGCCUACCAACUGGGCAAGCCAGCCUCCCCGGCGAGUAGCCCCGCCCCAUCACCGCAGGACUCCGGCACUGGCAGCUCACACGGUAGUCGGCGUGGGCGCCCGGGCGUCAGUCCGGACCAGUCGGCCCCCAUCGUGGUCGCGCCCCACCGGGGUGCCGCAGCGGGCACCGCCCACAUCGUCAAAGUGGAGCAGCAGAGUCGCGUUGCCAGCUCGGAGACCACACCGACUGACGGCCGGCCCUCUCCUGACGGGGCGCCGCCUUCUGCCAGCACACAGCGGGCGUCACCGUGCGCUAUGUCUCCCGUGGAGCGAACGGCUGCCUGGGUGCUUGGCAACGGCCAAUAUCACCAGGACCGCCAGCGGGGGAAACCUACGGAUGCUGAGAGUGGCGGCCCAGAGGAGGGAGGACAUUCGGACAAGUACGAGGUGGAGGUGUGGCACUUGCGGGAUCUCCUUCGCGCCUCCUGCCGCCGCCUGGAGGAGUACGAGCGCCGGCUGCAGGCGCAGGAAAUCUCCAUCGGCAACAUGCGCGCCGACUACACUGCUCGAUUGGACGCCAGCGAGGAGAGGCGGCGACGUGAGCGCCAACACAAGCAGCAGCAGAUCGACGAUAUCCUUUGCAGGCUGCUGGUGGUGGAGGAGGAGCUAAAACGCGACCACGCCGAAAUGCAGGCGGUGAUUGAAACCAAACAGGAUGUCAUCGACGCUCAGGAGCAGCGCAUCGCAUCUUUGGACGCGACAAACGCCCGCCUGAUGGCGGCGCUGACGCAGGUGAAGGAGCGCUAUGGCGCUGCGCCGCACUCACGCAACCCCUCCAAGCUGUCCAUCACCGAGAACGGAGAAUUCAAAAACAGCGGCUGCUGA
Nerophis lumbriciformis (worm pipefish) is the source of this 3372-nucleotide messenger RNA. The record is from RefSeq and is a predicted model, not a curated record. NCBI's taxonomy places the organism in Eukaryota, Metazoa, Chordata, Actinopteri, Syngnathiformes, Syngnathidae.